CUUGCUACGCUUUGCGUCGCUCUGCCAGGAGCAGUCGCCUCCUCGUUGGCAAAUAGUCCUCGGCGGGGUCCGAGUUCUUGGGUAAUUUGAGGGGGGAGGCCCGAGAAGUUGCAGUCAGGGGACGCAGAACCGACAAGGAGAGAGAGAUAGGGACUGAAGUUAUUGCGAUAGUGUGUGAAGUUAGUUAAAAACUCCUUCCCUCCUAAGAAUCCCUCCGCCUGCAGUAGCGGUGGUGAGGCCGAGGGAGCCGCCAUUUUGGAUGUUCGGUUCCUGCUGCCACUGCUGCCGCCGCCCCCGAAGCUGCUGGUUUCAUUCGAGGUUUCGGGCCGAGGAUGCCAGCCCCCAUCAGAUUGCGGGAGCUGAUCCGGACCAUCCGGACAGCCCGAACCCAAGCUGAAGAACGAGAAAUGAUCCAGAAAGAAUGUGCUGCAAUCCGGUCAUCAUUUAGAGAAGAAGACAAUACAUACCGGUGUCGAAAUGUGGCAAAAUUACUAUAUAUGCACAUGCUGGGCUACCCUGCUCACUUUGGACAGUUGGAGUGCCUAAAGCUUAUUGCUUCUCAGAAAUUUACAGACAAACGCAUUGGCUAUUUAGGAGCAAUGCUGCUACUAGAUGAAAGACAAGAUGUCCAUCUUCUUAUGACCAACUGUAUCAAAAAUGAUCUUAAUCAUAGCACGCAGUUUGUGCAGGGGCUAGCACUUUGUACCCUUGGCUGUAUGGGCUCCUCAGAGAUGUGCAGAGAUCUUGCAGGAGAGGUAGAGAAGCUCCUGAAAACCUCUAAUUCUUACUUAAGGAAAAAGGCAGCACUGUGUGCUGUUCAUGUCAUCAGGAAGGUUCCUGAACUUAUGGAGAUGUUCUUACCAGCAACAAAAAAUUUAUUGAAUGAGAAGAACCAUGGUGUCCUUCACACAUCUGUAGUCCUCCUCACAGAAAUGUGUGAGCGAAGCCCAGACAUGCUUGCACAUUUCAGAAAGAAUGAAAAGCUUGUGCCCCAAUUAGUUCGUAUUCUAAAGAACCUCAUCAUGUCCGGAUAUUCCCCAGAACAUGAUGUUUCUGGUAUCAGUGACCCCUUUUUGCAGGUGCGAAUUUUGCGGUUAUUAAGAAUUUUAGGACGAAAUGAUGAUGAUUCAAGUGAAGCUAUGAAUGAUAUAUUAGCACAGGUUGCCACUAACACAGAGACUAGUAAAAAUGUAGGAAAUGCUAUUCUUUAUGAAACGGUUUUGACUAUCAUGGAUAUUAAAUCAGAGAGUGGACUGCGAGUUCUAGCCAUAAAUAUCCUGGGUCGUUUCUUAUUGAACAAUGACAAAAAUAUUAGAUAUGUAGCUCUGACAUCUUUGUUGAAGACUGUGCAAACGGAUCAUAAUGCAGUACAGAGGCACAGAAGCACAAUUGUGGACUGUCUAAAAGAUUUGGAUGUCUCAAUAAAACGGCGUGCAAUGGAAUUGAGUUUUGCCCUAGUAAAUGGAAAUAAUAUUCGAGGCAUGAUGAAGGAAUUACUUUAUUUUCUGGAUUCCUGUGAGCCAGAAUUUAAGGCAGACUGUGCAUCUGGAAUCUUUCUUGCUGCAGAAAAGUAUGCACCUUCUAAACGGUGGCAUAUAGACACAAUUAUGCGUGUUCUGACAACUGCAGGAAAUUAUGUUCGUGAUGAUGCAGUCCCCAAUUUGAUCCAGUUAAUAACCAAUAGUGUGGAGAUGCAUGCCUACACUGUCCAGCGCUUGUACAAAGCAAUUCUUGGUGAUUAUUCUCAACAACCUUUGGUACAAGUAGCUGCAUGGUGUAUAGGUGAAUAUGGUGAUCUUCUUGUAUCUGGCCAAUGUGAAGAGGAGGAGCCUAUUCAGGUAACAGAGGAUGAAGUGUUGGAUAUUUUAGAAAGUGUCCUAAUCUCUAAUAUGUCCACCUCUGUAACACGAGGUUAUGCCCUCACUGCCAUUAUGAAGCUUUCUACUCGAUUUACCUGUACUGUAAACCGAAUUAAGAAAGUGGUUUCCAUCUACGGCAGCAGCAUUGAUGUAGAGCUCCAGCAGAGGGCAGUAGAAUAUAAUGCACUUUUUAAGAAAUAUGACCAUAUGAGGUCUGCCCUACUUGAAAGAAUGCCUGUUAUGGAAAAAGUGACCACAAAUGGCCCUACUGAGAUUGUGCAGACAAAUGGAGAGACAGAACCAGCUCCACUAGAGACCAAACCACCACCCUCUGGGCCACAGCCCACCAGCCAGGCCAAUGAUUUAUUGGAUUUGUUGGGAGGAAAUGACAUCACACCUGUUAUUCCAACUGCACCUACAAGCAAACCAGCUUCUGCUGGUGGAGAACUUCUUGAUUUGCUUGGAGACAUCACCCUUACAGGUGCUCCUGCUGCUGCUCCUGCCCCUGCCUCAGUCCCACAGAUAACCCAGCCCCCCUUCUUGUUGGAUGGCCUUUCAUCCCAGCCUCUCUUCAAUGACAUUGCUGCAGGUAUCCCCUCCAUCACAGCAUACAGUAAGAAUGGUUUGAAGAUAGAAUUCACCUUUGAACGGUCAAACACCAACCCCAGUGUAACUGUGAUAACGAUACAGGCCUCUAACAGCACAGAGUUAGACAUGACGGACUUUGUUUUCCAGGCUGCAGUACCAAAGACAUUCCAGCUGCAGCUUCUGUCUCCUAGCAGCAGCAUUGUCCCAGCAUUUAAUACGGGGACCAUCACACAAGUCAUCAAGGUUCUGAACCCACAGAAGCAACAGCUGCGAAUGCGGAUCAAGCUCACAUAUAAUCACAAGGGCUCAGCAAUGCAAGAUCUAGCAGAGGUGAACAACUUUCCCCCUCAGUCCUGGCAAUGAGGGUCUGGCACCAUUCUCAUUCUACCCCACUCAAUCAAAGGAACUCUGAGAAGGAGGUUGUGAUUGCUGGCAAGUCCCCCCCAACUGUACCAUGGGCAUCAGGAGCUGAAGAGAACUGUUGAGGAGGAUUUUCCUGAAGUUAUUGCUGACCUUGAAGCAUUGUUAAAGACUAAUGUCCUCUCCUCCACUGUUGAGGCUGGCUGCUUCUGGAGGCUACUUUGCACUCUUCCUUCUCUUCUCCCUUUUCCACACUUCUCCACCCCUCCCAUAUGUGCAGCCAGAAUCAACAUUCCCUGGGCCCCUGAGGCAAUAAGCAACUGGUCUGGAGGAGAGGACUGGAAUUCAUGGCAAGAAAACACUCACUGUCUCUGCAGCAAAGAGUGCCCCUUCUUUCUACUGUUUCUCUGUGGACUGGGCAAGGUGGGGUAUUUAUUCCUCACUAGCUGGGUGACCAUCUUCAGGCGCUUUUUACAUCUGGCAUUUGGAAUGGAAAUAUAACGAUGGACAUUAGGGAGCCCUGCCUUUUUCUCCUGGUUCCCCCAAUGUUUGAAAGAGGCAUUAGGCUCCUGGUAGCCUUUUCUGUGCAUUGCUGUAUACACACAGACAGACACACAUGUAUGUAUGUUUGUUAUCAAGAACUGGUCAGACCUUGAGAGGUUAUUUGUAAACACUGGACAGAUGCAGUUAAAAAGAGCUUUUGUUGAGAUUUGGCAUGAAGGAUAUGGUGCUCUAUUUGUAAUAGAAAUUUCCAAGGCUCUUCCAGCUCCCCUUUUCUCUCCAUUCCUUAGCUGUAGUCAUGAAUACUCUCCAUGAUUUUCAAAAUUAAUUCUGCUUAAAGUGCAAGGUGGACACCACCUAAAAGAUGCAUUAAUAGUUAUUAAUGACCUAUUCCCAUCACAAAUUUUAAAGUUUCUCCCAAGCCCAUCACUUGCCCGUUUGAACUGUGGUAAAUGGGUGGAAAGAGGAGUCCACCAGUUUCAAAGAUCAGACUCUUUAACAAAACACCUUUGCCCAUGGGAUGAGUGAGUGUCAGACUCAUCCUAGAGCAUAUAGGAGUCAUCCAUUACUCCAAACCUCCCUUUUUAUUUCCUGAGCCUGGCUUGGACCUUGGCAUUCCGUUUGAAUUCCUUCUUCUAACUGGAACAUUUGUGUUGUAUCUGUAACACUGGCACUGAAAUAAAGACCACACGGUUAAAGAAAUCUUUCCUAUAUUGUACUUCAUGGUGUUGGAAUGAAGCCUUGUAGCUUCCUUGCCCCCUAUGUCAGAGGAAUCUUAUGGUCACCAUAGAGUAGGAAUAUACUUUCCUAAGUCUGAGAAAUUAGUCUCUUGAAAGAGACCAAUCUCAUGAAUAUCUGCAUUAAAGACUUGAGCUUUUUAAACUAGUAAGAGUGCUGAGUGCUUUUUAGAAAGGACUCUUGCGUUAUCAAACUUUCAAAUGGAGUUGCUGGAAUGAGGUGAAGUGACUCUCCUUUGGUAUGUGUUGGAUGUACUAUGUACAUUCAAGUAUACAGGCACCAUGUCAUAUACUGCAGAACAAAGAAAAAGUGGGGCCCAUCUUGCUUUAAAAAUGUUUGCAAUUGUUACUGUAAUUGUACAGAAUGACUACUUCGGCUUCGGUUUUAACCUUUCUUUCCCUUCAUUUCACCAAGCCUUUACUUAAAAUCUUCAGUGUCUUGUCAAACCUAGCUCUGUAUCAGAUGCUAGACUAUUCCUAACAUUUGACAAACUGGAGUUGAACUAAAGGCUCCAAAAGGGAAAAUUUCUGGUUUUACAAUUAUACAAGAGCAAGAUCUGCUAAAACUUACUCCACUGGGUAAAUUGUUGACUGAGUCAAGAAUAGAAUAUGAUUUCCUGUUUUUGGUAAAAUAAGUGUGAACUAGUGCAUACUUCUGAAAACUGCUCUGCCUGUGCAAUGAAAAAUAGCCUUUAAAGGUUUCUUUGCAGACUGAUUUCAUUGGAUGGAUAUUUAAUGCUGUGAAACAUGAUAGGAUUAACAUAAUAUUGGUGAAUUUCUUGAAUAGAAUUUGUCUUAACAUUCCUCUUUGUGUAGAGGCUUUAUUUUCUCCCUUACAUUUGUAGCUAACCAGCUCAGGUUUUUUUUUUUGUUUGUUUUUGUUUGUUUUUUAGUUAAAAUGAGUUGAUUCUCUGAAGAAAUCUGCUCAAGAAUAUUCUGUAAGACAGCGCUAACUAACAGAGCUGCAAAGGGUCUACUGUACCUACAAAGCAUCUGCUUGGGUGAUCAGAGAGUUUUGAGGUAGAUUUUAUGAUCAUCCCUGGCUUUGUCUAAAAGGAAUAAAAUAAUCAUGGCCUUAACACAAGGGGUGCUGUGUAGAAUAUGAAUUAAUUUUGGACAUUGAACCUGAGCACCAUACUGAAGGACUAGCAGCCAAGGAACUGCCUAGGAUACUGAUGGUUGUGAAGACUGUUUCAAAUGAUUGAUCUUGGAAAGCUUCAGUGUGCCUUAGUUUCUAGGAUCAGCAUUAGUUCUCUUCUCACUUAACUUUGCAGCUAAAAGGAGAAAUCUCUUAAUUUCUGUAAACACUUUCACAUUUCAGUAAUUCUUUUCCAGAGUAUAACCAUUCAAGGAGGAGCAAGUAGGAUGGAUUUUACUUCAGAGCCAUUGUGAAGAAAGGGUGAUUUCUGUGGCUAUUUAAUUACCCCAGGGUGAUAAGCAGCGGACCCUCACAUGCUUACUUUGGCAAUUUCACAUGCACUUGUACCUCAUUAUGUCCAUCUUUGAGAGUAGUUUGUAUUCUGUCCUCCUCCUACCCCCAAUAAUCUUAAGGGAGAAUUCAUACAAGUAAUCUUAACUGUAGGAAGGGUGCUGUCCCUUUUGAAGCUUCUCCCACAAAUGCUUUGGUGCUGUUACCUUGAGGUGGUUUGGAUAGUCAUGGGAGUUUUAUGCUGUGUAUAGUGAUCAUCUGUUCAUUUUAAGGUCUUUCUCACUUAAAGAAACAUUCCUCAAUGCAACAUUUAAGGGGAGACUCUUUCCUCUUGCUCGGUUAAAGGUGUGGUUCAUAUCUUUUGUUUGUCCCGCUCAUAGAUGAAAACAGACUUAAAACUGUCCAGCACUUAAUAGUUUGAACAUUUCCAUCUACUACAUGUUCUAGAGGAGUUGGAAGUUAGGGAAUACUGCUUUUGAGGUUCAACUUCAUUAUCUUCUGCAUUGGUUAUAUUUGGGCCAUGAGAACUAGGGGAAACAGGGAGUUUGAAUGUGCAUUAUUUUUUUCUAGUGAAUGUAUUUUAACCACUGUGUCCUGAGAGUUAGUGAACAAAAAGUGGAUGGUUGGGGAGCAGUGAUACAUGUCUCUGUAUUCAUGAGUUUGGAAGUUUGAAGGAUUGUUGAAGAGCGUUACUCAAAAAGCCCUGAAGUUUAAAACACUUCUGACCACUGUUGGCUGAGGAGGGCGGGGUUGCUGGUAGAACUGGAAAUGUAAAACUUUUUCAAGCAAUAGCAGUGAGUGGGUCCCAAUGACAAGGUUCCAGGACCUGGAACACUUAAACAGAAGAAAAUGCAGAAGCAGCUUGUGCAGUUGCUUCACAAACUUCCGCGAGGCCGAUUCUGGCUUCAAGAUGGAGCAUUGGAGUUUUGUUUUUUUCAGAACUGCAUUUGCGCUUUGUGUUUUUGUUUUUAUUUGGAGACUUCAUGGGAAAGAGCUUCUGAACUUUUUCCUGUGUGAAUUCCCACUGUGUUCCUAUAAGCCCCUUUUUCUUUCAUAAUGUUGUAAGUUACCUUUUCAUGAAGCCCCGUCACCUCUUCUUUACUGUAAAAAAUAUUAAAAGGCUGUUUCCAAGUG
Molecule: messenger RNA, 6608 nt
Organism: Sciurus carolinensis (gray squirrel)
Lineage: Eukaryota; Metazoa; Chordata; Mammalia; Rodentia; Sciuridae
Gene: Ap1g1
Product: adaptor related protein complex 1 subunit gamma 1
Exons: 24
Coding region: 333-2810 (825 amino acids)
Biological process (GO): receptor-mediated endocytosis; intracellular protein transport; Golgi to vacuole transport
Cellular component (GO): membrane coat; Golgi apparatus; AP-1 adaptor complex
Molecular function (GO): clathrin-cargo adaptor activity
Source: RefSeq, a predicted model, not a curated record